CGGCUGCAAAGCCGCCGGAGCUUAAUGGCGUCCUUGCGCUCAGAUUAGCUGCUCCCUUUUCCUUCCUUCCUCCCCUCUCCUCCUCCCUUCCUUCGGGGAGGCGGGCGGCGGGCAGGAGGAGAAGAAGAAAAGGAGCGGCGGCGGGAGAGGGAGAGACAGAAGCUCCCAGGCGCGCGGGCAAGACUUCGCCGUGAAAGCAGCGCGGGCGGAGGCAGCCGCACACAAUGCGCCAAGAGGCAACACCCGGGCAAGGCAGCGCGGGAGACUGAGGCGCAGCGGUCCAGGCGAGCGGGCGGCGGAGGAGGAGGAGAAGCAGCAGCAGCAGCGCAGGAGGGAAGAGGCAGCGGCGUCCACAGUCCCACCUUCUCCCCGCGCGACGGCAGGAGGGUGCUAGUCGCAAAGUUGGCUGCCUUAGACAGACAGGAUCUGGCAACCCUCCAGCUGGGUUUCAUAACUAUUAUUCUGCAAUGACUACAGCAAGAUACAGACCUACUUGGGACUUGGUGCUUGAUCCUCUUGUGUCCUGCAAACUCUGCCUUGGGGAAUUUCCAGUGGAGCAGAUGACAACAAUCGCACAAUGCCAGUGCAUCUUCUGUACUUUGUGCCUGAAACAGUAUGUGGAGAUUUUGAUCAAGGAAGGCUUAGAAACAGCCAUUAGCUGCCCUGAUGCUUCCUGCCCGAAGCGAGGUCAUCUUCAAGAAAAUGAAAUUGAGUGUAUGGUUGCAUCAGAAAUCAUGCAGAAGUAUAAGAAGCUACAGUUUGAAAGAGAAGUGCUUUUGGAUCCUUGUCGGACUUGGUGCCCAUCCUCUUCCUGCCAAGCGGUUUGUCAGCUCCAGGAAUCAGGCCCCCAGAACCCCCAGCUGGUACAAUGCAAAUCUUGCGACAUAGAAUUUUGCUCGGCGUGCAAAUCCAAUUGGCAUCCGGGACAAGGCUGUCAAGAAAAUAUGCCAAUCAGCUACCUUCCAGGGGAAACAAGCUCUGCUUAUAAAAUGGAAGAAGAUGAUGCACCAAUCAAACGCUGCCCGAAAUGCAAAGUUUACAUUGAACGGGACGAAGGCUGUGCCCAAAUGAUGUGCAAAAACUGUAAACAUGCCUUUUGUUGGUACUGUUUGGAAUCACUUGACGAUGACUUCCUACUUAUACAUUAUGACAAGGGACCUUGCCGAAAUAAGCUUGGUCAUUCCAGGGCAUCAGUUAUUUGGCACAGAACGCAGGUCGUGGGGAUCUUUGCAGGGUUUGGUCUGUUACUGUUAGUGGCCUCCCCUUUCCUUCUGCUCGCUACCCCAUUCGUGCUCUGCUGCAAGUGCAAAUGUAGUAAAGGAGACGACGACCCCCUCCCAACUUAAGGUGGAGUGAAAGUGGGACUGGCUCAUCAUCGCAGUGCAUUUCCUAACCCACCCACCCCCUUCUUGCACUUGACAUUGCGUUGGCCUUACUCACCCUGAUUCCCGACGUUGCAGGAAACAGGAGGAGCCACGAUUCCCAGCGAUCUUGCCCGCAAGUCAGUUUACAGAGUGCAAGGCAUAUCCUGGUGUGUUUUUAGGGGGGGCAGCGUGAAGCAAGCUGGGACGUCGGAAACAUCAUGUGCCAGUAACGCAAAGCUAUGUUGGCAGAUUUGGAACUGAGACGCUACGGUGUCGAAACAAAGCCCCGUUCAGCAUAUCUAUUUGCAUCAAAUUGAGGUGUUAGACAUGUGUGUUUUAAGAAUCGCUUACCAUUUAAAAAAAAAAAUCAGCCCAUUUUAAAGUGUGACUUUAAAUAUCUGUCUAAUGAAACUGAAGUCUUUUGCCAUGGGGAAAUAU
Messenger RNA from Zootoca vivipara (common lizard), 1802 nucleotides. The record is from RefSeq and is a predicted model, not a curated record. NCBI's taxonomy places the organism in Eukaryota, Metazoa, Chordata, Lepidosauria, Squamata, Lacertidae.